Messenger RNA from Juglans regia (Persian walnut), 2875 nucleotides. RefSeq lists its product as uncharacterized. The coding region runs from base 258 to 2786 and encodes 842 amino acids. The transcript is spliced from 11 exons. NCBI's taxonomy places the organism in Eukaryota, Viridiplantae, Streptophyta, Magnoliopsida, Fagales, Juglandaceae. The record is from RefSeq and is a predicted model, not a curated record. Gene Ontology annotation, molecular function: protein binding.
UUUAAAGCUUUUCGUCCUAUUCUCUCUAUGACUCAAAUCUUUACAACGUCAAGAAAUGAAAGAGACUUCUUUUCAUUCCUUUUUGCGGUUAUAAAAUGAACGAGACAUGCAGUUUCAUUUCAGCACAAUUUUCUUUUUGCUUGCUUAUAGCGUAUAGCGAGGCUGAUCCUGUCGACUUUACAGGCUUCAAGUUUGAGUACUCAACUCCGUCGGCAUCAUUCGAUCGGCAAGUGAUCAAGCUGGGGAGCUGAUUGAACAUGGCUACAAGUAUGCUCUCAAGCACAAUUGUUCUUGAGGUUCUUAGAAAUGACAAUUACCCGAAUUGGAGUGCUUGCAUUAAAAACUAUCUCUUGGCUCAAGAUCUUUGGGAUAUUUUCGAAACAACGACAAAACCUCCAAAACUAGAAGAUGAUGCAGUGGAAUUCAAAGCUUGGAGGAAGAAGAAUGCUGCAGCUUUGCAUGCAAUUCAGAUUUCAUGUGGGGUGGAAAUACAGUCUCAGAUCAAUGAUAUCAGUUCUGCUAAAACUGUUUGGGAUAUGUUGCCUAAAUUAGUGCACCAACCACCAUCAAAAGGAGCUAGUUAUAACCCAGUGGCUGAGCAGGGAAACGCGUUGAAUAUCCUAUCCAACAAUGUUCACGAGGAUGGAUCAAUGAUUGCACCUUAUCAAAAGGUUGAAAUAGGAAGCUCCUCAAACAACCCAGGGAGGCAAAACAUAAUUAAUACUUGGAACGCGGACUACUAUAUGGGGUAUGCGCCACUACACAAGGCUUUGCAAAGUGGUGAUUGGAAUUCUGCAAAAGAAUUCCUUAAGCUCCAACCCAAUUCAUUGACCGCAAAAAUUACUACUUUGGGCAAGACUGCUCUUCACUUGUCUGUUGAGGCGGGACAUGUCCAUAUAGUGGAAGCGUUGGUGGAGGAAAUGUCGGAAGAUGACUUGGAAGUACAAGAUAAUUUCGGUAACACAGCUCUACUGAAUGCAACAUCUACUGGACAGUACAAGAUGGUUGAGUGCAUGCUUAGAAAGAACAAAAAGUUGGUCAGCAUGGGAAGAGCUAGCCCCAAUGGGUUCCAUAUGCUUCCAGUUGUUUGGGCUCUUUCAAAUGGAUAUAUAAAAAUAGCUCGGUAUCUUUAUUCUCUCACUCCGCUUGAAGAUCUAAUUCCAGAAAAGGGCAGGAGCGGUUCAACACUUUGUAGCGAAGCUAUAUAUACCAGAGCUUUAGAUAUUGCUUUGGAUCUAAUCCGGCGCUGUCCACGUUUGGUUCUUGCUCCGGACAACUAUAGCUUCAGCCCUUUAUACGCAUUGGCUUCUGCGAAGUACGCAUUCCCAAGUGGACAUCGUCUCGUGUUUUGGAAACGAUGGAUCUCCUCUUGUAUACACAUUCAAUUGGCAAAUGGUACGACUACCAAUGAAGUUCAUUUGAUAAUUCAAAAAGAUGUGGGAUGCCAAAGCGAUGCAGUAAAAACUAACAGAUUAUCAUCAGGUAUUCACAUUCAAUUGGCAAAUGGUACGACUACCAAUGAAGUUCAUUUGAUAAUUCAAAAAGAUGUGGGAUGCCAAAGCGAUGCAGUAAAAACUAACAGAUUAUCAUCAGGUAUUCACAUUCAAUUGGCAAAUGGUACGACUACCAAUGAAGUUCAUUUGAUAAUUCAAAAAGACGAGGGACGUCAAAGCGAUGCAGUAAAAACUAACAGAUCAUCAGUUGGAGCCCUGUUGCGCCGACCAUUUUCAAAACUCAUUAAACUUUUGGAUAUGGAGCAUUUAUAUGAAAUGAAGUUGGCCCAUGAGCAAUCCCGCGAACUUCUACAGCUUAUGUGCAAAGAAAUCUUAAUAACAGAUGAGGAAGGAAGGGCUGAAGGUAACGUUUAUCAAGCCAUUUUCCGUUCAAUCAAAGAAGGGGUUUUUGAGUUUGUUCACGAUGUAGUGAAAGCGAAUCCAGAUCUUCUGUGGAGCCAUGAUGGCGAUUCAAGAAAUAUAUUCUCGUAUGCUGUCCUAUGCCGCCAAGCCAAAAUCUUUAGUCUUAUAUAUGGAAUAGAUGUGAAGGACAACAUGGCCUAUGAUAGAGAUAACUCCCGCAACAAUAUAUUACAUAUGGCAGGGAUGCCACCAGUUUCCGUUAUGCUUAAUCGCAUACCAGGUGCAGCUUUACAAAUGCAAAGAGAAUUACAAUGGUUUAAGGAGGUCGAGAGUAUUGUCCAUCCAAAGAUCAAGAAAGUUAUAAAUAAUGAUGAUAUGACUCCACGAGAGUUGUUUACAAAAAACCACAAGGACUUGAUGAAAGAGGGUGAGAAAUGGAUGAAGGAUACAGCAACUUCAUGCACAGUCGUAGCCGUUUUGAUUCUUACUAUAAUGUUUGCUGCAGCGUUUACUGUUCCAGGAGGCAACAACCAAGACACAGGCUUGCCAAUAUUCUUCAAUAAAAAACUGUUUAGGCUCUUUAUAGUAUCUGAUGCUCUAUCACUAUUUUCCUCUGCAUCUUCUGUAUUGAUGUUCUUGGGAAUCCUUACAUCACGUUAUGCAGAAGAAGACUUCUUUAAAUCCUUGCCCACAAAGAUGAUAAUAGGCCUUUCUACUCUUUUCUUCUCCAUUGCAACCAUGAUGAUAGCCUUUUCUGCAGGUCUUUUACUUAUGCUAGGUGAAGAUUCAUCGAUGGUUAUUCCUGUCAUAUCUUUGGCUAGUAUUCCUGUCACUCUCUUUGUGUUGAUGCAAUUUCCCCUUCUUGUAGACAUGUAUAUUUCAACUUAUGGACCCGGCAUCUUUGAUAGGAAAAUGAAACGGUGGUUGUAACUUUAUCCAAUAUGACCAAAAGACAUUCAAUUCGCAAUUGAGAAAGUUGUCAACAUUUAUAUAUUUUCUUUUAAUUAAGUUAAUUUUCA